This is a messenger RNA of Colletotrichum godetiae, 792 nucleotides long. RefSeq names its product ribosomal protein L23/L15e core domain-containing protein. Gene Ontology annotation, cellular component: cytosolic large ribosomal subunit; ribosome. Lineage: Eukaryota; Fungi; Ascomycota; Sordariomycetes; Glomerellales; Glomerellaceae. The record is from RefSeq and is a predicted model, not a curated record. The coding region runs from base 64 to 537 and encodes 157 amino acids. The transcript is spliced from 3 exons. Gene Ontology annotation, biological process: ribosomal large subunit assembly; translation. Gene Ontology annotation, molecular function: structural constituent of ribosome.
CGAACUCGACACCGACGACAACCAGCUAACCCGCCCAACCAGCCAACAUCCCCAUCAGUCAAAAUGGCCCCCAAGGACGCGAAGAAAGGCGGUGCCUCCAAGGCGCCUAAGGGCUCCAAGCAGGCCAACAACGCUGCCAAGGCUGCCCUGAAGGGUGCCCACGGUCACUACAAGAACAAGGUCCGCUACACCACCUCGUUCCACCGCCCCAAGACCCUCGUCGUCUCGCGCGCUCCCAAGUUCCCCCGCAAGUCGAUCCCCCACGCCCCCCGCCUCGACGAGCACAAGAUCAUUGUCCACCCCCUCAACACCGAGUCCGCCAUGAAGAAGAUUGAGGAGAACAACACCCUCGUCUUCAUCGUCGACGUCAAGUCCAACAAGGCCCAGAUCAAGCAGGCUCUCAAGAAGCUCUACGACAUCGACACCGUCAAGAUCAACACCCUGAUCCGCCCCGACGGCUCCAAGAAGGCCUACGCCCGUCUCACCCCCGACGUCGAUGCUCUUGACAUCGCCGCCACCAAGCUGGCUCUCGUUUAAAGCGGAUAUUACCUUUCGCUAGGGACUGGAAGUGGGAAUGGGAAAUGAAAAAGUAAAAAGCUAUUCGGGUUCAUUGACUGUAAAAGGCAUUGGCAUGGGCGUCUCAAGGUUGUUGAUACAGAUUCCCCAGGAGUGGCAUCUCCUCGAGGGCACCAAUCGAUUCUCCCGGUACUCAGGCUGGGGUACCAUGACCGUGUUCAGUCUCAAAAAUGCUCAUGAAUGCGGAAUUCGCUUCCUGUGACAAAUUUCGUCCAU